AUGGCCAUCGGCGAAAUCGUCACCGAUGACUCGCUGCUGCCGGUGCUCGGCACCAGCGCCGAGACGCUGGCGCAAUGCCAGCAGUUGCUCGCCCUGGUGAACCCGGAUAAUGUUCCGAGAGAGUCGGCUGGACUGAAGGAACUCUCACUGGCCGUCUCCAAGCAACAAAAGAUUCUCUUUGCGAGGCUGGCGCAGUUGCGGGGACAGAAUCGUGAUGCAAUUUUUCGGGUGCGCGACACCAAGCACGCCACUGCCGAGGCCCGCCAGGAGAUCGACCGGCUCCAUCUCCAAUUACAAAACUUGUACUACGAGCAAAAGCAUCUGACGGGCGAGAUCGCCGCCUGUGAAUCAUACGAUCACAAUUACCUGUCGCUCCCCUUGAUUCCAGUGGAGGAAUUCCUGGAGUUGUUCCCCGAACACCGCGAAUCCAGUGAACAUGACCUCAUGGUCGCGCGCAUCAACCAUGAACACAGUGAGCGCGAGAAGCUCGAGCAGGCUCGACAGGAGCUUUUGAAACGCAAGCAAGCUUUGAUCGCAGAGAACAAGAAGCGCAAGGACGACCUGGCCAACCUGGAUCAGGAUCUGGAGAAAUUCAUUGACGCUGCUAAACCGAUCCAGAAAAUCUUUGAGAAGGAAUAUUAA
Molecule: messenger RNA, 642 nt
Organism: Penicillium oxalicum
Lineage: Eukaryota; Fungi; Ascomycota; Eurotiomycetes; Eurotiales; Aspergillaceae
Exons: 3
Coding region: 1-642 (213 amino acids)
Biological process (GO): positive regulation of DNA-templated transcription, elongation; mRNA export from nucleus
Cellular component (GO): THO complex part of transcription export complex
Molecular function (GO): mRNA binding
Source: RefSeq, a predicted model, not a curated record